Porites lobata is the source of this 5049-nucleotide messenger RNA. The record is from the annotation of a GenBank genome assembly. NCBI's taxonomy places the organism in Eukaryota, Metazoa, Cnidaria, Anthozoa, Scleractinia, Poritidae.
AUGGGUUUAGUCCCCAAAGACACACCAUUCCUGUCUAAUCAGAGCUGCAAAUCAGUGCAGUGCCCUUUACCUAUUGCUAAUUGUAAGGAAGACAGGUAUGUUGUAUUUAAAUUUGAUUCAUUAGUUAAAUAGUUAUUUGUUUCCAGAAUAACUAGUUUUGUUAGUGAAAAUUUUAUUGUACCUUUUUGACUGUGCAAUUUUUGGUUGUUGACCAGUUAUACAUGCAAGCUGAAAUAAUUUGUGGAUUUACAACAAAUUUAUUAUAUGAGGCCUAAAGGCCCCAGUAAACGAUCAUUUUUGAAAAUUUUACGUAACCACAAAGGUCUUAAUUUAUUAGUGGGCCUCUCAAACCCGACCUUAUGUUUUCAAGUCUUAAGAACUAUCUGCUGCAGACUAGACUAGCAGUAUGGUAUUUCAUUUUCCUUUUUUUUUUUUCAUUUUAGUAAUAACUUCAGUUUACCGGUAACUUUACUUUUUAUUAUUAUUAGGGAAAACCUAAAAAAGCUGAUUGUUAAUGUCAACAAACAAAAGGAUGCACUAAAGAAAAAUGAAAUCACAGUGGAUGGAGUGCAUUAUGCUGUGAGAUUUAAAGGUAAGUUUCACAUAAUAAUUAAUAAGGUAUUUUUUAGUACCAUAAUUUUCAAUCCAAAUGCCUGCAUGUACAUUGACCUCUUUUUAAAAAUUUAUAUCUACAGUUAUACUUGACCUGAAGGCCCUCAAUCUUUUGCUGGAACAAAUAGGGAAAGCGAACUUUCAGCUUGGGAAACGAGGAACUGAAGUAGAGUGUUGCUUUAUCUGCAAAGCAUUGAGGGUAUUUGUAUAUAUUCAAAAUCUCUGAGUCAAAAAAUUCUACUAUGCAGGUUUUGACCUUACCAACGACCAACUUAUCAAUACAUGCCAGUACUAUUAGAUUUUCAGGUUUGCUGGGUAAAAUUUGUUAGUAAAAACUAGCUACAGGGCUGGUGAAUAAUGGCUAUUUUUAUUGUUGCUUUAUUAGAAAUGUAAUUGCAAUCUUGGUCUGCAUACAGUUUGUUUGGAACACUUUAGCAUGUCCAAGGCCAAUUAUAUUAGAGGGUAAUUUACUUGUUGAGGCAUGUAGCCCGUGAUUAUUCAUGAAUUUCAGCGUUAUUUUGUAGUUGUCGUUUUGAAUCCACAGUCACUUCUAAUUAUAAAAGGCAUUCAAAACAAGGUUAUCUCAAUACAGUUAACCUCUAUUUAAAAAAUUAAAUUCCCUGGUAUAGUGAGUUAAUCUCUUCAUCCCAGCAUUUAUAGCUUAAUUAUGAAAAGUUGUUUUCUAUAAAAGACUAACUUUUAUAUAGACCUUAUUUUUAAUUUAUAAUAUUUUUGUAAUAAUUAAGCCUUGCCUUUUGUAAAAGGGGAAGUUCCACUGCAUGGAAAAGAAAACAAAAAGCUGUUUUUGGACAAACAUGGUGUUUAAUGCCCCUGUCUAUAAAAUGUUGGCAAUUAUCCUUGUCUUGUUUUCCUAGAGCACAUAUUAUUUUCCCAUAAUAAUAUAUCACAGUCUUCCUUUACUGUAGGUUUGUUAAUAUUGUAGGGGCACUGUCAUAAAAGACUGAAAACCUGUCAAGUAAAAUACUUGAGUUUGAAAUCUAUAAAACUGUUAAGUACCAGUACAAGUCUUCAGGGGAGAUAUCCCCUACAACUAACAAAAUAAUGAAUCUUCUUUUUUCUUGUUUCAAAGGCAUCCGUGAUGACUUAGAGUUCCUUUUUGAAGAGGAUUUAUCGUCUAUUAAUCUCUGCACCCUUCACUGUGAACUUAGAAAUACUGAACAGCUGUUGUCAUUGUUGGUUUUUUUUUGUACAAAGUGGGUUCACUUGAUGUAUGUAAUGCCGAAUUGGCAAAUUAUGGCCCUGAGAAUUUUAGCAGCAGAAUAACAGUGAAGAUGAAAGAGGGCCAAGAAACUGCUGUUGAAAAGCACAACAUUCAGGUGUCUUCAUUUUCAGGUACCUUCUAUAUUGUUUCAUUUUUAUCAUGAUUGCUUUAAUUCACUUUAUCCAUUUCAGGGCUUUUUUUUUCUGUGCUGUAGCAGCUGCAUGAGUUUUAUUUGUACAAUACCUUGAUCCUUAAUAUGAAAACUGUAACACUGGUUUGUAAUGAAGAUGUCAUUAAGUUGUGAAUUUAAAUCCCGUUUGUUUCUUUCUGUACUAUUUUUCCUGAAGGUUCUACUGAAUGUGAGUUCCUCACAAACAUUGAAACAAUUGUCAGGAACUCCUUGCCUCAUGACAAAUUGAAGUGUCAUACAUUUUGCUGAUCCAGAAAGAGCUAAAGAGGCCCUCCUGAAUAAAGUCGGGUGUUACUCAAACGAAGACCCAAAAAUGAAGACCUAAGACCUAAGACCCCAUGAACUAAAAUGAAGACCCCAUGGACUAAAACGAAGACCCCAUGGACUAAAACGAAGACCCCAUGGACUAAAACGAAGACAUUAUGGACUAAAACGAAGACAUUAUGGACUAAAACGAAGACCCUUUGACCCCAUGGAAAAACGAAGACCCCAUAGACUAAAACAAAAAAAAUGACUGAUGCUAAAACAAAAAAUGGCAUUGCCCAUUGCCCGCCCCGUACUUUGUUACGGCGAUUUGGGAAUGUUGUGGAAUUUCCUCAGCUGUAUUUAGUUUUGAUAAUCAAGUCUAUCACUUACCUUUCCUUCAGGUUUCUUUUAAAAUAUUUUGCAUGUUUUAAACCACUUUGGAAGUGUUUACGGUGAUGAAGGGUCAUCUAGUGUGUUGUAUGGUUAUAAUGCGCCCUCGGUGAAGAGGAUUGGCGUGACAAGCCUAAAGGAUGGGAGGCCUGACAAUCAAAAAGGCUUAUGACAGGAUUUGUCUUGAAGACUUCCGCCAAACGUGUUUUGGGCGCGUAGUUAGGGUUUGGGGGAGGAGCGGGUCCAUGCACUUUCUGAUUUAUAUGGUUGGCAAUUCAAUGUCGGAUGAUUUGGGUGUCAUCCUGGGUGUAAUGAGUUAAGAAAAUAUAACCGCAUGCUCCAGCUCAGUCUAAAAUGUCGAAGAAUUGUAUCAAUGCACUUAAAAAACAAAAUAGUGACAACACGUAGUAUAGGGAGGAAAUAACAAGGAGACAUUUUUCAUUGACGAAUUCAAGGAGAGAGCAACCUCGCGUUCUAUUUAUUACUUUUUAGCUCAUCAAUAGAGAAAAAAAAGCCUUCGAUCGAGAACAUUACUUGAGUAAAGGUUAACAUAAUUUGAGUUUCAUUUAAGCGAGGUUCAUUUGUCUUUAUGCCGGGUUUUAUUUGUUUUAUUUAUAUCCCUGUCAUACGAUGUUACGAUAUUCUGUAUGCCCUCUAUUGUUAAAAAAUGACUCAUCUUUACGGGUUAAACAGUUGUUUUUAUGAUAACUGUGUUAAAAAAAUAAUAAUAAAAGAAAAAGAAGGAAAAAGACUAGGAAAAAAAAACGUAUCUUUCACGAGACUCAAACCUGGGACUUUUAUCUCAACAUCUCCAUCACCGUAAACUGACUUCCAAUGCAAAGUGGUUUAAAACAUGCAAAAUAUUUUAAAAGAAACCUGAAGGAAAGGUAAGCGAUAGACUUGAUUAUCACAACUAAAUACUGCAGAGGAAAUUCCACAACAUUCCCAAAUCGCAGUAACAAAUUACAAGAGCGGGCAUUGCCCUCAGCGGUUAGAAUCAGUCAUUUUUCAUUUUAUAUUAGUCCAAGGGGUCUUCGUCUUAGUCCAAGGGGUCUUUGUUUUAGUCCAAGGGGUCUUCGUUUUAGUCCAUGGGGUCUUCGUUUUAGUCCAUGGGGUCUUCGUUUUAGUCCAUGGGGUCUUAGGUCUUAGGUCUUUGUUUUUGGGUCUUCAUUUUAGUAACACCCAAUAAAGUCACAUUUUGUAAUGAUAGAAUCAAGGUAUGGCUCAGGAUAUCACAUGAUUUGAAUGUUUCACUUAAACCAGUGCAACACACAAUAAUAUUUUUUGUGUAGUAUGUACAAACAUACACUGAAAAAAAUGGUUUCUGUUGAAAAUAUUCAAUGAAUUUUUAAUAAUUUGUUUUAGUACUAUCAGGACAUGGCUAUUUCAGAGACAUUCACCAGAGACUUUGGUUCAGAGCAGGAGACUAUUACCCUUACAGGUUCAGGGACAUAUUACAGUCAUUAUACUGUUAUUUAAAAGCUUUCCUUCCCUUUGACUGUGAUAAACCAGACAGUUUGAAUUAAUGACUGUAUUUACUUCCAUCGACACUGGAAGUUGUGAUAGGCUAGCUAGCACUGUUAGUAUUAAUACAACCCCAUGACGUGACCAUUGUGUAUCCAGGGUACAUCAUUAUUGCAUCAGAUUACUAAAUCCCAACUGAGUGAAUGUUCCUUAGCAUGUAAAGCACACCCAGCAGUGGUUUGUGUUCUUGCAUAAUAGUCCUGCCCUUAAAAAGAAUACCCCUUACACUUCGUGAUGUGACUACCUAACCUGUUUUCCUUAGAAACUGGAAAAGAAGUUCAAAGAAGACUGAAAUUCUGGCAGGAGGGCAGGCUACGUGAAAUCGAGGAAAGAUAUGUGGAGCUGUCAGAGAAGUGUGUUGGUUGGUCGGUUGCUAAAGGUAAACGGGAAAAGAAAAGGCAGAAGGUGGACAAUGCUUAUCUUUCUCAGCUAUCUGAUUAUACAGCAGAAGUGUUCUACCAAUUAUUUUUAAAGGUAAUCAAAUAAUCAAGUCUUUUUUUACUCAAUUGGAAGACACAUUGGACAGUUUUAUGAGAAAUAAGAUAUGGGGCAAAAUCCAGACACGUUAAGUUAAAACUAGUCAAGCUGAUUUUGCUUAGGAACAAAAUUCUUAACUUUAACAAGUGGCAGUUACAAAACACAGGUCACAAGGGAAGGUCACUGCAUGCUCUUAUAAAAAAAAACUGAGAUAGGCAGUUUCCCCUUAACUUAAAACAACUCAUUUAAGAUUGUAAUUUGGGCUUUUUGUAUAAUUUAUUCAUUUUGAUUUCAGGUUUACAAUGACUGGAAAGACAGUUCUGAAAUUAUUAGAAGUAGUGUCUUCGAGGAGGAUCAGCAAGAUUUAAUUGACAUUUUUGACAUACAG